GUCAUGCUGAAGCAUCUGAAUCUGUCGUAAGCAUAAUGUCAAAAGUGUUAAUGGGGCUAUUUUUGUGUGUAUGUGUAAUGCAUAAAGCGCUAUGUUUAACUUGUUAUACGGUAAACUUUACCAGUUGGCUGAGUGGGAACGUGCACAGAUUGAAACAUAAACUGCAAGAGUGUAGUGACUAUAUCAACGAAGUUAGUAGUGUUCAGGGGCCGACAAUUACAGGAAAGUUACAGUGUUUUACCAUUACUUCAGAUUAUCUGGAUGUCGUCCUUAAAGGCUGCGUUCCCGAGGGUCACUGCGACAGCAUGAUCAAAGCUUUUCAACAAAUGAUAGAAAAAAGCGAAGAAGCUUCCAUCGGCGCUGUAGGAAACGCAGACUGCAAAAUAUGCGAAGAAGACGGAUGUAAUUCCGAAGACGAAGAAACUUUUUACCUUCCAAACAACAUCUCUACCUUAAAAACGACAACGUUUCCGCGUUUAAAAGUAGUAACAACAGCGAGUACCCACAGCUGUUGCAGCUGUUUGAAAACUGAUUACAGCACAUGUUUAUUUUUUAUUGUGUUGUAUUAUUAUUCGCUACAUUAUGGAUAAUGUGUUUUGAGAUAAAAUAAACAAGUUUGUUGUCAAUA
Messenger RNA from Zophobas morio, 628 nucleotides. RefSeq lists its product as uncharacterized. The transcript is spliced from 3 exons. NCBI's taxonomy places the organism in Eukaryota, Metazoa, Arthropoda, Insecta, Coleoptera, Tenebrionidae. Bases 36 to 590 code for a protein of 184 amino acids. The record is from RefSeq and is a predicted model, not a curated record.